Telopea speciosissima is the source of this 1660-nucleotide messenger RNA. RefSeq names its product elongation factor 1-gamma 2-like. NCBI's taxonomy places the organism in Eukaryota, Viridiplantae, Streptophyta, Magnoliopsida, Proteales, Proteaceae. Gene Ontology annotation, molecular function: glutathione transferase activity; translation elongation factor activity. Gene Ontology annotation, biological process: translational elongation. The record is from RefSeq and is a predicted model, not a curated record. The transcript is spliced from 8 exons. Bases 142 to 1413 code for a protein of 423 amino acids.
AAACCCUCCAAUAAAGGCCUCUCUCUCACAAGCACGCUCCCUCUCUUCCUCGCUCUAGUCCGUCUCUGCAAGACUAGGGCUUUGUGAAGAACGAUUGUUCUGAUUGAGAUCUGCUGUAAACCAUCUUUGGCGAGGGUAACCAUGGCUCUGGUCUUGCAUGCAGGGAACAAUAACAAAAAUGCCUUCAAGGCGCUUAUUGCUGCAGAGUACAGUGGCGUCCAGGUUGAAUUGACCAAGAAUUUUGAGAUGGGUGUUUCGAACAAAUCUCCUGAGUUUCUCAAGAUGAACCCUCUUGGAAAGGUUCCUGUAUUGGAAACUCCUGAUGGUCCUGUAUUUGAGAGCAAUGCCAUUGCACGAUAUGUUACUCGUUCGAAGAGUGAUAACCCUCUGUAUGGUUCUUCCUUGAUCGAAUAUGCUCUUAUUGAGCAGUGGAUUGAUUUUGCUACAACUGAAAUUGACCCCAAUAUUGGGCGUUGGUUCUACCCACGACUGGGAUUUGUGCCAUAUCUUCCCCCGGUCGAGGAGUCUGCCAUUUCUGCUUUGAAGAGAGCACUUGGUGCUUUGAACACACAUCUUGCUUCCAACACUUACUUGGUUGGACAUUCUGUCACUCUUGCUGACAUCAUCUUGACCUGUAACUUGCAUUUGGGAUUCGUUCGUGUCAUGACUAAGAGCUUUACCUUGGAGUUUCCACAUGUUGAGCGACACUUCUGGACCAUGGUUAACCAGCCUAAUUUCCGCAAGAUUUUAGGUGAGGUAAAGCAGGUUGAAGCUGUUCCACCAGUUCAGUCAGCAAAGAAGCCUUCUCAGCCAAAAGAGCCUGCAAAGCCCAAGACCAAGAAUGAGCCCAAAAAAGAGGCAAAAGAAGAACCUGCAAAGCCCAAGGCAGAAGUUGCUGAUGAGGAGGAAGAGGCAUCAAAACCCAAAGCAAAGAAUCCCCUUGAUCUAUUGCCUCCUAGCAAGAUGAUAUUGGAUGAUUGGAAGAGGCUGUACUCAAACACCAAGACCAACUUCCGUGAGGUUGCCAUUAAAGGUUUCUGGGACAUGUAUGACCCUGAGGGAUACUCACUCUGGUUUUGUGAUUACAAGUACAAUGAUGAAAACACUGUUUCAUAUGUCACCCUAAACAAGGUUGGUGGUUUCCUCCAAAGGAUGGAUCUGGCUCGUAAAUAUGCUUUUGGAAAGAUGCUGGUUAUUGGCUCGGAGCCACCAUUCAAGGUGAAGGGUUUGUGGCUCUUCCGUGGACCAGAGAUUCCUCAGUUUGUGCUUGAGGAGUCCUAUGACAUGGAGCUAUAUGAGUGGACCAAAGUUGACAUCACAGAUGAAGCACAGAAGGAGCGUGUUAGUCAGAUGAUUGAAGAUCAAGAACCUUUUGAGGGGGAGGCCCUGUUGGAUGCAAAGUGUUUCAAGUGAUAAGACAACUGCUUCCAUUAACCCUUUUAGCUGAAAGGUUUUUGUCACCCAUUUAUAAUUUUUUGUCCUGUGUACUUCAUGCUUCUGAAAACUUUACUAUUCGUAGCUUUUGUGCUUAGAUUCUCAGGUUUCCCAUCGUGCUUUGAUGUUAGGACAUAAAUGUUUUAUGUAUUUUUGAGUGUAGUCUUUUGACGUUUUUAACAGUUUUCCAUCUGCAGAUCUUAUAUGCAUUCUUAUGGUUGAGUAG